This is a messenger RNA of Nilaparvata lugens (brown planthopper), 1978 nucleotides long. It is a transcript of the gene Non1, whose product is annotated as nucleolar GTP-binding protein 1. Gene Ontology annotation, cellular component: nucleolus. Bases 118 to 1917 code for a protein of 599 amino acids. Gene Ontology annotation, molecular function: GTP binding; RNA binding; GTPase activity. The record is from RefSeq and is a predicted model, not a curated record. Lineage: Eukaryota; Metazoa; Arthropoda; Insecta; Hemiptera; Delphacidae. The transcript has 12 exons. Gene Ontology annotation, biological process: ribosomal large subunit biogenesis.
CUUCUUCAAGUUCUUUUUCUUCAAGAAAACCAAAGUUGUGAAAUAGUCGCAGUUUACUGCGCAUCUAUUUCAUUUAACAUCUUUAUUUAGUUUAUCCAGUUUAAAACUAGAAUAACCAUGCGUAUUUAUAACUUUAAAAAUAUUGCUGUUGUCCCAACAUCAAAGGACUUCGUCAAUCUGACUCUAUCGAAAACUCAGCGCAAAACACCUACAGUUAUCCACAAGAAUUAUAAAAUCUCAAGGAUCAGGUCCUUCUACAUGCGUAAAGUGAGAUUUACUCAACAAAACUUCCAUGAUCGUCUGUCUCAGAUAAUUCAGGAAUUUCCAAAACUUGAUAAUAUUCAUCCAUUCUAUGCCGAUUUAAUGAACAUUUUGUAUGAUAAAGAUCAUUACAAAUUGGGAUUGGGUCAGUUGAACCAAGCAAGACACCUUAUCGAUAAUGUUGGCAAAGAAUAUGUCCGUCUCUUGAAAUUUGGAGACUCUCUCUACAGAUGCAAACAAUUGAAGAAAGCUGCAUUGGGAAGAAUGGUGACAAUCAUGAAGCGACAAGCAUCCAACUUGCAAUAUUUGGAGCAAGUGAGACAACAUUUGGCUCGUCUGCCUUCCAUCGAUCCAUACACGAGGACGAUCAUCAUUUGCGGGUUUCCCAACGUUGGCAAGUCCAGUUUCAUCAAUAAGAUCACUCGUGCUGAUGUGGAGGUGCAGCCGUAUGCAUUCACAACGAAAUCGCUGUACGUCGGACACACAGACUACAAGUACCUGCGCUGGCAGGUCAUUGACACGCCCGGAAUCCUCGACCAUCCACUCGAAGAGAGAAAUGUCAUCGAAAUGCAAGCAGUCACUGCACUGGCUCACUUGACGGCCGCGGUCUUAUAUUUUGUUGAUCCGUCAGAGCAAUGUGGCCACUCCUUGGAGGAACAAGUCUCGCUCUAUGAAAACAUCAAACCACUGUUCAGCAACAAGCCGUUGAUGGUAGUUUACUCGAAAGUAGACAUCAUUCGACCAGAUGAUUUACCAGACGAGAAGAAAGCUACUCUGAAGAUCUUUGAAGACCAGCAGGUGCCGACAUUCACGAUCAGUACAGUGACUGACGAGGGUGUUGCCAACCUGAAGGAGCAGGCGUGUGAGACACUGUUGGCCUUCCGCGUGGAGAAGAAGAUCCACGCCAAGAAGGUGGACGAUGUCCUCAACCGCCUCACGGUCGCACUGCCUCGGGCCGCCGAUGAGAGCCGUGUUCCCUGUAUUCCAGGUUAUAUUUAUUCAUUGUUUAACUGGAGCCUAGAUAAACGAAUUCGUCAACUUUUUCGAGAACAUACCGACUUUGUUCAUCCGGACCUUUUCAAGAAAUUGGAGCAACUAGAGGAAGAAGAAAGGCUGCGAACUGAGGCGGGCUACUAUGCAACACCGAAGAUUGAACAGAGUCAAGAGCUGACAGAAAUCCGAGAAUUGGCUGCCAAGAUCCGCGAGCGAAAGGCCAUCAUGAAGAUAGAGGCGCGCGUCCAGAAGCAGUCGACGAAACCAGUGAUGCCGCGCACGGCUACUGCGCAUGUCAGGGACAGAAGUGUUUCCAGGCUCAAGGAUGAAAUGUCCAGAUUGGGCGUCGAUAUCGAACAUGAAGAUGAUAGUGCUCAUUUCAAGAAUACAAGAGGCAGAUCGCGUUCGCUGUCACAAGGCCCUGACAGCAGACCUCGCAGUGUCAGUGAGCGUCCUCGAAGUUUGUCUCGUGCUCCGAGAGACGAGACCGGCGUCAAGGAUGUGGCUAUGAAGACAAAGUUGAAGAGAGUUGCGCACAAAGCAAUCGCCAAGAAGGUGGGCAAAUGGGGACGCAAGGGAGAAGCCGACAACUUCAUUGGAACCAAAAUGCCAAAACAUCUCUUCUCUGGAAAACGUGGAAUUGGAAAAACUCAAUGGCGUUAGAUGGCCAACAAAACUUGUUUCAUUUAUGCAUUGGUGUUUUAAUAAAGCUAUUAGAAAAUCA